UCAAGAAUCAAUUAAUAAUACAUAAAUUCUUACAUGGUAUCAGAGCAAGGUUAACAACCUAGUCAUUCUGCUUCACCGGCGGGUGGCACCCUCGCCUUGGCCGCCCGCCGGACCUCUACACAUACGCUAGCUUCUUCUAUCUCAGUCACUGUCCUAGCCCCCUCCCUCGGGCAUGCUCUCUAACACUCUCACACCCAAUACACUUCCAUCCAUAGCUGCAAACGCUUAUAUCCAAAUAAUAUCAGUUUGAUCUCUUUGCUUAUCUCUGUUUACAACCCGUCUCUGUGCCCAUCCUCACAUUCAUUCUAUUCAUUCAUCCUUCAGUCAUGGGUAAUGCAGCAACAUCCUGUGCUCCUUCAAUAAUCUGCAGCAAUGGCGUAGAAGUAGUAAAGGUGUUGUUCUCUGAUGGAAGACUUGAAAUCUACACAAGACCUAUAAAAGCAGCCGAGCUCAUGGUAGAGAAUCCGGGCCACUUCAUCUGCGACUCAACCCAUCUCAAGGUCGGCCACCGCAUUCCAGGACUCUCCGCCGACGAGGAGCUUGAGCGCCGCCGCCGCCAACUCUACUUUCUUCUUCCCAUGGAAAUGCUCUACUCAGUCCUCACAAAUGAAGAAUUCACUUCUCUCAGAAACAGAGCUUCUAAGGCAUUGACGAAACAUGGAAGCUUCAACUUUUCAAAGAUCUUCCCAGUUCUUGGUGUUUGGAAGGAUGAAAAAAUAACUUCUUCAGGAAGGAAAAGUGAUGCUAGACACAUGGGGAAGACGGGAAGUUGGUUUUCUGCCAUCAAGAGGGUUUUCAUACCCCGUUCUAAGGAGACGGUGCCGAGAGCUCUCCGAAUGGAUCUGAGCUCGGAGGAGACGAUCUUUCCGUCGCCAUUGGCGUCGAACUUGUUGAAUACUUUCUCGACUUCGUCUAAGUUGCCUAGAGUUGUGACUGACUGUUUGCCUAGAGUUGUUACUCGGACUAUUGGCCAUUUUGGUGGAGACAGAGAGCAUCUGGGCUAAAACACACAUAGCACACACACCCAACACACACGCACGGUUUUCCAAAAAAAUAAAAAAAAAAAUACAAAAAUAAAAACAGGCUCUCUCUCUCGGGUUGCAUUUUGAGGGGGGCAGCUGGGCACCCAUACACGAGGCGCACACACAUUUCAUCAUUACAUUUCACACUUUACACACCACCCUUCUCCACUCAUUUAUUUUAUUCUUAUUUUAUACACAUCCAUACCUACACUUGUUCCCCACUCAUAUUUUUUUAUAUUUAUUUUUAUUCCAUCUUUUGACCCGGACACGAACCACACACUGUUUUGCACAUCCAUCAUCUUCUUUUUCUCUGUUUCCUUUCUCUAUUUUAUUGUAUUAUUAUUUUUUAUUCAAAAAAAAAAAAAAAAAAAAAA
Messenger RNA from Camellia sinensis, 1396 nucleotides. The record is from RefSeq and is a predicted model, not a curated record. NCBI's taxonomy places the organism in Eukaryota, Viridiplantae, Streptophyta, Magnoliopsida, Ericales, Theaceae.